Messenger RNA from Chenopodium quinoa (quinoa), 1757 nucleotides. Its product is annotated as heme oxygenase 1, chloroplastic-like. Lineage: Eukaryota; Viridiplantae; Streptophyta; Magnoliopsida; Caryophyllales; Amaranthaceae. The transcript has 4 exons. Gene Ontology annotation, molecular function: heme oxygenase (decyclizing) activity. The coding region runs from base 538 to 1380 and encodes 280 amino acids. Gene Ontology annotation, biological process: phytochromobilin biosynthetic process; heme oxidation. The record is from RefSeq and is a predicted model, not a curated record.
GUAUUUCACCCAUCAUCUUCAUCCAUUAGCACAGAAAAAGAAAAAUCCCAUUAAAAUAUAAAGCAGAAACACAGAACUGAACACCAUACUAUACCUUCCAAUUUUUAUUUUUUUUUACACCUCCAUUGUCACACCAAUUAUUCAAUUCUUCUUCCCACUAAUUAAAGCUUCCAUCUUUAUACUCAAAAUCAAAACUUUCCAUCUUUAAUCCAACUCUUCUUCCCACUAAUAAUUGUUUAAAUAAUUGAGACUAAUUCUUUUAGUCUCCUAAAUUAUACUUCUUUAAUCCUAAAUCCCUUUUACAAUUUGCGACAUAAUAGACUCAAUCAUUCUUUUUAGGUUUUAUUAUAAUUCUUUAAUCUAGAAACCCUAUUCCAAUUUAUUAAGAAAAUUAGAAAAAAAAAAAAAGCUUUUCAAUUAGCUCCCUUUUGUAGUUCCUUGCAAGCAACCUCAAUUUAAUUUUUUUUCUUUAUUCUUUCCUAGUCAACUUUCCUUUUCAUAAUCCAUAUAUUAUUUUCUUAUAAAUUCUGAGUUUCAAUGGCUUCCUUAGCAUCAAUUCCUCAAACCCAAUUAUUUUCCAAAAACCCCAAUUUUAAUCUCAAGAAAAUCAACCCAAUUCAUAAAUUUUCAUCAAUUUCCUUCAUCAGAAGAACCCCAAAUCAUAAAUUUGGAUCAUUGGAAAAAAUUACCAAAAUGCCCCUGAGAGCCACUGCUGUAACUGCAGCUGAUGCAGAGGUGAAGAAGAGUUUUGUGGAUGAAAUGAGAACUGUGGCAAUGAAGUUGCAUACUAAAGAACAAGCUCCUAGAGAAGGGGAGAAGGUGGCAAAGGGUCCUGAAGAAAGGUCUCCUGCUAAGUGGGACCCAACUGUUGAAGGAUAUUUGAAGUUUCUUGUUGAUAGUAAAUUGGUUUAUGAUACCUUGGAGAGGAUUGUUGAUGAGGCUCCUGUUUCUUAUUAUGCCGAGUUUAAGAACACAGGAUUGGAACGAUCACAGAGUUUGGCUAAAGAUCUGGAGUGGUUCAAAGAGCAAGGCCAUUCUAUUCCUGAGCCUUCUGAGCCCGGUGUUACAUAUGCUAAUUAUCUCGAAGAAUUAGCGAAGAAGGAUCCUCAGGCAUUCAUUUGCCAUUUCUAUAAUGUAUAUUUUGCCCACUCUGCUGGGGGCCGCAUGAUCGGAAGGAAGGUUUCGGAGAAGAUACUGAACAAAAAGGAUUUGGAAUUCUACAAGUGGGAUGGUGACCUUUCUCAGUUGCUCCAGAAUGUGAGGGUGAAGCUAAAUAAAGUUGCUGAAAGCUGGACAAGAGAAGAAAAGAAUCAUUGUUUAGAAGAAACUGAGAAGUCCUUCAUGUACUCAGGGAAAAUCCUGCGUCUCAUAUUCACAUAAACCGUGAAGCUGCCUCAUCACUGGGUUUUCUCGUUGGUCCUUCAAUGGUGCAAACGCAUCAUCACUUGUUUAUAUCACUCAACAUAUGUUUUCUUUGUUCUAUUUGUUUUUCCUAUAUUCUGUAAGAAAACUCAGGUUCACAAAUGUGCAUAUAUCAAGAUUCAGGUUUCACAAAGCUGUUUCAAUAUGUUUAGUUGCUGCAGUACCCUAUUUGGUCUGGUUGAGGUUUUUGCCUAUACUCUCGAGUCUCGGCAUUAAGUUCUACUGUGAAACUAGCUAACCAUUGGUGUAACAUCGGAUUCGUAUACAAGCAUGCACAUAUAUCAGCCGCGAAUAUAAUCCUUUUGUCCAAGCUAUAAACUUGUGUUUUAGCUGUA